GGGACAUGCUGCUGUUUCUGGGACCUGCUUGUGGCUGCUGCAUGCAUCAGUCCCUGGCUUCCCAGGCCUGUUCCUAAUGGACUCUUGGCGGGCCUGGUUUCCAUGCCACAGGGAGCCUGCGGCGGGGCCAGGUACCAGGGGCAGCACCCACAUAGACAGCAGAUGUCUUGAUCCUUUAGAUGGCACAUCAACAAGUCGGCUGUAAGAUGAGACUCUAACUUGUGCCAAAAGUGGGAGGCUGGAAGGCAGGGCAGCUCUAUUACAGCACCUCAUAGCAAACAGCAUGAGCUGAAUGUCCCCCAAAAUAGCCAGCAGGAGGCUAUAUAACGGGAGCUGCCGGCGGAGCCCGUCAGCCCCGAGCAGGGAGUCUGGCACUGAGCUCCGUGGGGGUGGGACCACUCGGAGCUGCCUCGCUGCUCUAGAGGGUGGCUGUUUGUGGCUGCCAGGAGAGGCCCCUGCAGAACUAGCAGCUCCAGUGCUCUUUGGCCUAAGGAGGAAGUGACCAGAACAGGGGAGAAGAGUGCACAGUGCUCUGACACUGAGUUGGGGGUGGGGGGUCAGUGCUGCCUCCUGCACCUGCUCACCCAGGCUGUCGCAGCCUCACUGUGUCUCUGCCCUUGUGGCUUCUCACCGGCUUCACAAGGUGCCCACCAGUAUGAAAUACUAUGACCCGACCUCGCUGCCCCGGUACCGCGGCUCCUCCCAGCGCCUCAAGCCAGCACGGACAGUGCGCUUCCCCAAUGACAUUGUAAUCCAGGACAUCAUCAGGCAGGGGGACGUGGAGCAGGUGGGCAGGUUUAUCCGAGCCAGGAAGGUCACCUUGAGCACCCUGUACCCCUCUGGCUUGGCAGCCCUCCAUGAAGCCGUGUUGGCCGGGAACCUCGACUGUGUCAAACUGCUGGUGCGAUACGGCGCGGACAUUCACCAGAAGGACGAGAAUGGCUGGACCCCCCUGCACAUGGCCUGCAGCAAUGGCUACACCCACAUAGCCAGGUACUUCAUCUCUUUAGGGGCCAGGCUUGAUGCCAUCAAUGACGAAGGGGAGAAACAAUCUGACCUUAUUGACGCUGACUCCAAGGACCUUGUGGAGCUCUUUAAAGCUGCCAGGAUGGACUGAGGCAUCUCUCCCUGGCGUAGGGCUCCUGUUGCUCCAACUCUCCAGCAGCGGAGGUGGGGCAGUGCAGUUGUCAGUCCUGGGGUUGCUGAUCAGGGCAGUUUAGGGGAAGCAGAGAGUUCACCCAGUAACUGCACUGUAGGGCUGUGAACUACCUCAAGCUCCCCAGAGCCCCCAGAUCGCCAGGGGCACCACGGGGAGAAACUGACCCUCUCCACUGCUCUCACCCCCGCCACAGAGCCAGUGUCCAUCUUCAGCUACAACUGGAUUGGCCAAAAGAGCAGUGGCUGGAGCGCGCUGGUUCUGCCAGGCACUGGUGUGUGGACACUGAAACAGCGGGGGUCUGAGCUGGCACUGGCUCUGCUGUGUGGAAGCACAUGCUGAUAGGACCCAGCCGGCGCUGACAGUGGCACUGUCUGACUGGAAGCAUUAAAGCUGUUUCUUUGAGCUGCAGCUCCGCAGAAUAACCCUUGUCCGUCCAGGGGCAGAGAGAGAGAAUGAUAGCCCAGCUCUCAUGGCAGCAUGCAGUGCUGUACAGAUCAGAUAUCUUGUCGUAAUGUCACAGUGUCAAAAGUCCUAUUUUGGACUGAGCCAACUUAGAUUUGCUUUUCUACUAUAGUGUCCAAUAGGUUGAGCUGGUGGCCAGGUUCUUUUUGUUACUUUGAAAAUACUUUUUACUUUUUCAAUAAACUGAUUUCUGGAGAGCCUGGUGCGGCCACCAUUGAUUUGUUUCUCAGGCGUAGAGGGUAACUCUUCCUGCCCUGCAGCACAGUUGUCCCAAAAUCACCUCUCCCAACCUGCUUCGGGAUCCUAUUAGACAGAAGCAACCAUGACAUAGGAGCCACAUGCUCAAUGAAAAGAAAGAUCCAAGAAUCAACAAACUCACUGCAGCUGUCAAGGAAAAAUAGAAUGUCUGACGUGAUGGCAGAGCGUGGAAACAAGCCUCAGUCAUGCCUAGGCUGUUCCCCACCAUGGGCCCUCGCUGUCCACCUUGGCAGGCUUUACUCUAAUGGAUGCUCUGGUGAGAGGGAGUGGGUAUAACACAGCAGCACUUGGGCAUGUCCCCACGCCCUGACCCCUUGCAUUGGGCCCUGUGCACCAGUACAAAUCAAGCAGAGCUGCCCAAAGUGGGCAAUGCACUUGCAGAUCAAACGGCAAGUCCUGGGAACUCCCACUCCUCAGCAAAGGGCUCGCAGGGCAGCCCCGAUCACUCACCUCUGGCAUGGGCACUGCUGGGUGGCUCCAGUAUUAUCCUCCCCUGUGGGCAUCAGGGAGGGACAGAGCUGGGGGUUGAAUGAGGAGAGAGUGGCUUGCCAUGGACCUCAGCAGCUGGUGAACAGAGCCUAGUUAGCAAGUGGGGGCAUGUGAGGGAGGGGCCUUUGACAAGAGGGCAGGGCUAAAUCAGGUUGAACGGGGUUAAAAAAGCCAGCUCCCAGGUGAGCAGCAAAGGGGGGGAGUUUAGAGCAGCAUUCCUGCCAGGUCCUGCACCAAGCAGAGCCUUGACAGUGAGAAAGCACCAGACAGAGUGAGCUGCUCAGGUAAAGAGAGUUUGGCUGAAGGAAGAGUUCAGCAACAGGGCAGGAGACCGAGGGUCUAUAACCUGCCAUAAAAAGCCACCUAUAAAAGAAACAUGGGGGGGAGGAUGCCUCUUACAAACAUCCUCUAAACCUAGCCCAGUAACCCUCAAUAAAUAACACCCCAAACCUGCUAGUCUGAAACUAAAUCCAUGCUUGAAGAGUGCGAGUAGAGCAGUAGCAAUAUCCUACUGACCACCUGGCCGGGAUGGGGAUGGUGAUUGUGAAAUGCUCAGGUUGAUUAGGGAAACUACAAAGGAAGAAAACAAUAAUGAUGGGGGAUUACAACUAGCCUCGUAUUGACUUGGUAUGUGCCACCUCAGGAAAGGCUCCAGAGAGAACAUUUCUAGACACCAUCAAUGGCAGAUUUUGGAGCAGCAUGUGCUAGAACCCACAAGGGGAGAGAUCAUUCUUGAUUUAGUCCUAAGUGGAGCGCAGGCUCUGCUCCAAGAGGUGAAUAUAGCUGAACUGCUUGGUAAUAGUGACCAUCCACAAGGGUGAAACGUCUGCAUAUUGAAGGGAGACCUUUUCAAAACACCAUAAUAGAGGCUCAAACAAAAUGUAUACCCCAAAUAAAAGAAAAAAAGCAAGAGGCCCAACAAAACGCCAUCAUAGCUAAACAACAGAGUAAAAGAGGCAGUUAGAGGCAAAAAGAAGCAUCCUUUAAACAUUGGACAUCAAAUCCUAGUGAGGAAACUAGGAAGGAGCAUGAACUGUGGCAAAUCAAGUGUAAAAGUAUAAAUGGGCAGGCCCAGAAAGAAGCUGAAGAGUAACUAGCAAAAGACACAAAAACUAACAGCACCAACUGUUUAAGCACAUCAGAAGCAGGAAGCCGCCAAUCAGUGGGGCACCUGCUGGAGAAGGCACUAAAGCAGCACUCCAGGCAGACAAGGCCAUUGCAGAGAAGCUAAAUUAAUUUUUGGCAUCAGUCUUCACGGCAGAUGACGUGAGGGAGAUUCCCAUACCGUAGCCAUUCUUUAUAGUGACAAAUCUGAGGAACUGUCCCAGAUUGAGGAGUCAAUAGCAGAGGUUUUGGAACAAACCGAUAGAUAAAAGUCACCAGAACCAGAUGGCAUUCACCUAAGCGUUCAAAAGAAACGCAGAUACGAAAUUGCAGAACCAACUGUGGUAUGUAACCUACUACUUAAAUCAGCCUCUAUACUAGAUGACUAGAGGGAGCUAAUUUAAUGCCAAUUAAAAAAAAUAUAUUAAUAAAAGGCUCCAGAGGCAAUCCUGGCAAUUACAGGCUGGUAAACCUAACUUCAGUAUCAGGCUAACCGGUUGGAUUAUCAGAUUCAUAGAUCAGAUUUAUCAGAUUCACAGAGGAAUACGAUAUGCUGGGGAAAAGCAACAUGGUUUAUCUACAGGGAAAUCAUGCCUCAUCAAUGUAUUAGAAUUCUCUGAGGGGUCAAUAAAUAUGUGGACAAGGGUGAUCCAGGCAGUAUUCUGUAUUUGGGCUUUCAGAAAACCUUUGGCAAGGUUCCCUCACAAAAGGCUCUUCAGCAAAGUAAGCAGCCAUGGGAUAAGAGGUAAGGUCCUCACAUGAAUCAGAAUUGCUUAAAAAAUAGGAAACAAAGGGUAAGAAUAAAUGACCAGAUUUCACAAGGGAG
Molecule: messenger RNA, 4298 nt
Organism: Gopherus evgoodei (Goodes thornscrub tortoise)
Lineage: Eukaryota; Metazoa; Chordata; Testudines; Testudinidae
Gene: PPP1R27
Product: protein phosphatase 1 regulatory subunit 27
Exons: 4
Coding region: 656-1117 (153 amino acids)
Molecular function (GO): phosphatase binding
Source: RefSeq, a predicted model, not a curated record